Molecule: messenger RNA, 705 nt
Organism: Endocarpon pusillum Z07020
Lineage: Eukaryota; Fungi; Ascomycota; Eurotiomycetes; Verrucariales; Verrucariaceae
Exons: 4
Coding region: 1-705 (234 amino acids)
Source: RefSeq, a predicted model, not a curated record
AUGGCUUGCCUGCACAAUCUCCACUUUGCCCUUCUCGCCUUCUUCACUUUCACCAAUGCCAUUCCAUUUCAUAGCUUGCGUGUCACAUCUGAAACAUCCAAUCCCAGCAGGCUUGCGAAACGUACGAACCCCAUUCUCGGCAAAGCCAUCGACGUUAAUGACGCCGCCAGAGGAGGCAAGCUAGUAGCCCGUCAGGGGCUCCCAACAACCGGGGCUUUCAGUAAUGCGCAGCAGUUGCUGACUUACGCAUUGUUUGAACAAGCGACAGCCCAGUCUUUAGCCAUUACUUCCACGAGGGAGAUCGCGCCAAAUUCAAGGCCGUUUUUUUUCCUUAAGCUCGCUGGCAAUCCGGCAAACCAACAUGAGCUCAUCCCCGAAGGCGCUACCGAGUUGGGCCAGAUCACCUUCCAAGGAAUAGACACUCCCGAUGCUGGCGAUGAUGAUCCCGGCUGUGAGAAACCCGGGACAAAUAUGUACACGGACUACUACGAAACAGGUGGUCCCGUAGUAGUUGUCUGUGAGGAUGCGUGGGUCACCCCUGACAGGGACGAUUUGACAUGCAACGAGAUUGGUGACACUCUCAGCGACGAGAUGAUCAUCUUGGGCCAUCUUGUUCUCCACGAAUAUACUCAUUGGGAUUGGCUCCUGACCCACAUCACUGGCGGCGAGGUUGUCGACAUACACGGCCCUGAUAAAGCUAACUAA